Messenger RNA from Trichoplax adhaerens, 909 nucleotides. RefSeq lists its product as uncharacterized. Lineage: Eukaryota; Metazoa; Placozoa; Uniplacotomia; Trichoplacea; Trichoplacidae. The coding region runs from base 1 to 909 and encodes 302 amino acids. The transcript is spliced from 6 exons. The record is from RefSeq and is a predicted model, not a curated record.
AUGGAUAAUUCGACAGUGAGUCAACAAUUAGAAGAUGAUGUCUAUGAAGCGGAACAGAUCUUAAAACGACGAACUCGAAAGCUCUUGUAUGGACAUUGUUUAAGACAUGGUUAUCUAUCAUUUCGUCAUGACAAGAUCGACAACGAGAAGCCUAGAACUGCUAACGAGAAACGAUCAAUGGGUGAUUCCAAAUUGGAAAUGGGCUGCAAAAUUCAGGCGCCAGAUCACGCUAUCAGAUCGCGCCGUUUCUACUCUAAAACGUGCAAAUACUGCCUCUCGUUUGCAGUGGGUAUCAUAGAGUAUUUAGUAAAAUGGAAAGGUUGGUCACCAAAAUGUAGUGAUUUCAAUCUAUGUUUAAUCUUUUUAAGACAUAAUACUUGGGAACCGGAGUGGAAUAUUUUGGACAAGAGAUUACUGGAAAGUUUUGAAAGGAAACUGCAAAAAUUGAAAAUUAAUCCUAAUAUGAGAAAAAUGACUUCGGAGAAACAUAAAAAAUUGAAAUCGAGAUCGGUAAGUCGUCAUGAUCUCAUACAUGAAUCAUUGGGUAACAAUCCUACAAGUAAUAACCUUGCUAAAGUUGGUUGCAGUCAUUCAAUAAACAAAUCAGACAAUCAUCAUGAUGACGAAAGAGAAUUGCUGGAAUUAGCGGAGGAGACUAUCGACGAUACCAGCGUUAAUAGCGAUAUUGGUGGUAAAAGCGAAGCAUCUCUUGAUUCUGUUGGAUCGAGCGGUUAUAGACCUGCUAACUCUGUCAGCAGUUAUGGUGAUAGUGGAAGCUACUGGAACGAAAACUCCACUUUAGAUAAAGUUUGUGUUACUGAUGUAACCGCUAAUAUGGUUACCGUUACAGUUAGAGAAUGCUAUACUGAUAAAGGAUUUUUUCGAGAUCGUAACGAGUCUGGUUCUUAA